Molecule: messenger RNA, 1853 nt
Organism: Trematosphaeria pertusa
Lineage: Eukaryota; Fungi; Ascomycota; Dothideomycetes; Pleosporales; Trematosphaeriaceae
Product: MFS general substrate transporter
Exons: 3
Coding region: 268-1731 (487 amino acids)
Biological process (GO): transmembrane transport
Molecular function (GO): transmembrane transporter activity
Source: RefSeq, a predicted model, not a curated record
CCGCCGCAGAGCCACCGACGACAUCCGCCAAGCAGACGAUCCCCGGAUUCUACCCCAGUUUUUGGAGGACAUGCAACGGUAGCUUCCUAACGCGGCCUAGAGUUCCAUCGUCGGAUGAUGCUCUCGGGCAAAAUGUGCGACCGUUUAAAGCGACUGGGGUUGCGGCUCCCGUUUGCUGGCUGCUCACCCGAACCCUGAUUUUAACACCUCACCGCUGGCGGGCGGCGAAUACAGGACCUUGAGAGAGAUUGAAGAGCUGGAUUGAACAUGGGCUUCUUCAAGAAACCUACGCUGAAGGUCAGCGAUAAUAAGAGGACACGCGCGGCGGAGCUUACCCUAAGGGAAUCUAUCUAUCCGCUCUGCCUCGUCACCAUCCUUUUCUUCCUUUGGGGCUUCUCCUACGGCCUCCUUGAUACGCUGAACAAGCACUUCCAAGUAACGCUCUCGAUAACGCGCUCGCGCUCCUCCGGCCUCCAAGCCGCCUACUUCGGCGCAUACCCCCUCGCCUCCCUCGGCCACGCAAACUGGAUCCUGCGACACUAUGGAUACAAGCUCGUCUUUAUUUGGGGGCUUGUGCUGUACGGUGUAGGCAGUCUGAUUGCCUGGCCAUGUCUGCUUAACAGGAGCUUUGGCGGGUUUUGCGCGGCCAUUUUUAUCAUCGGGAAUGGGUUGGGCAGUCUGGAGACGGCGGCAAAUCCGUACUUGACCGUCUGUGGGCCGCCGAAGUACAGCGAAAUACGCAUCAACAUCGCGCAGGCGUUCAAUGGCAUUGGAACGGUUGUUGCGCCGGUGCUGGGAAGCUACGUCUUCUUCAAGAACACGGGGGAUGAUAUCAAUUCGCUCAAGACUGUGCAAUGGGUCUACCUCGCCAUUGCCAUCUUCGUCUUCGCCUUGGCCGUGGUCUUCUAUUUCUCGCCGAUCCCCGAGAUCACGGACGCCGACAUGGCCUUCCAAGCCUCCGAGACCCACGCCGGCACCGACGUCAAGCCCUUCCGCAGCCAAUACCGUCUCUUCCAUGCCGCCUUUGCGCAGUUCUGCUACACGGGCGCCCAAGUCGCUAUCGCCGGCGCCUUCAUCAACUAUGUAGCGGAUACGCGCCCCAACACCUCCGACUCAACCGGUGCCCGGCUCCUCGCUGGUGCCCAAGGCGCCUUCGCGCUCGGUCGCUUCGCGGGCUCCGGCAUCAUGAAGUUCGCACGCCCGCGAUGGGUGUUCUUGGUGUUCAUGACCAUGUGCAUUAUCUUCAUCGCGCCGAGUAUCACGCAGCGCGGGAACACGGGCGUCAGCAUGCUCUACGUGACGCUGUUCUUCGAAUCCAUCAUCUUCCCGACCAUUGUCGCGCUCGGCAUGCGCGGCCUAGGCAAGUACUCGAAGCGCGGGUCGGGCUUUAUCGUGGGCGGCGUGAGCGGCGGCGCGGUCGUGCCGCCUAUCUUGUUCGCGGCGGCAGAUUCGCAGGGGAAGGCCAAUUUCGAGACGGGACAUGCGCCAACGGCGCUGGCGAUGACGGUGCCGCUGGCGUUCUUUGUGGCGGCUUGGAGUUAUAGUCUUGCGGUGAACUUUGUCCCUGCGUAUAGGGACGUGGCGGAUAAGUUUACUACGACUGAAAUAGGGCUCACUGGUGCGCAUGCGCAUGAUGAGGAGAAUGGGAUGUCGGGAGGUGCGUCGGGCGAGGCGGAGAAGUAUGCUGAACCGAUGGAGACGGAGAGGCUGAAUGGCGAGUCGAAGAUCUAAGUUCUGAGACGGAGCCACUUUAUCGGCGGAUGCUGGAGCAUCCGGGCGAUUUUCGUGGUGAGAUAUCUGGAUGAGAAGCUGCGUCUAAAUCGGAACUCAGCUAGAUAGGUGAGACAGAAUGG